Molecule: messenger RNA, 481 nt
Organism: Mytilus californianus (California mussel)
Lineage: Eukaryota; Metazoa; Mollusca; Bivalvia; Mytilida; Mytilidae
Product: 60S ribosomal protein L22-like
Exons: 4
Coding region: 31-435 (134 amino acids)
Biological process (GO): cytoplasmic translation
Cellular component (GO): ribosome
Molecular function (GO): structural constituent of ribosome; RNA binding
Source: RefSeq, a predicted model, not a curated record
UUUCGUUCUUUUCACCACGAGACAUCAACCAUGCCACAGGUCCAGAAGAAAGUGUCAAAGUCCAGUGCAGGCAAAAGAGGGAAAGGCAAGAAGAAGAGUGCCUUGAAGUACACCAUUGACUGUACCCACCCAGUCGAGGAUGGAAUCAUGGAUGUUGUCAGCUUUGAGAAAUUCUUACAAGAGAGAAUCAAAGUGAACGGCAAGACUAGCAACAUGGGAACCAAUGUUGUCCUGGAGAGGAACAAGAACAAAGUCAACCUCACUUCUGACAUCCCAUUCUCAAAAAGAUAUCUGAAAUACUUGACAAAGAAGUACUUAAAGAAGAAUAAUCUGAGAGAUUGGUUACGAGUUGUUGCUAGCAACAAGGAUUCUUAUGAACUCAGAUACUUCCAGAUCAAUAACGAGGAUGAGGAGGAAGAAGAUGGCGACGAGUAACCAUAGCAACUGUUAUUUAAUGUAAUAAAGUUGUUGGUCAGCAGAA